Trichomonas vaginalis G3 is the source of this 639-nucleotide messenger RNA. Its product is annotated as protein of unknown function (DUF3447). The transcript has a single exon. Bases 1 to 639 code for a protein of 212 amino acids. Lineage: Eukaryota; Parabasalia; Trichomonadida; Trichomonadidae. The record is from RefSeq and is a predicted model, not a curated record.
AUGUUUGAUCAAGGCAUUCACCCAAAUAAAUUCAGUGAAUUGCGAGACAUCUAUAAAUAUCACAUCGACGCAUACAUUACUUUGUAUCAGUUGAAAACGGAAAAGGAAGAAGAUUUAAACUCGAUUUACAAAAUGAUCAAAACAGAAUUGAUUGAUUCAAAGGAAUAUCUCCCUAAAAAUAUUAUAAGAGAUAUUUUAAAUAUCAAUCGGUAUAAUAAUCGCUAUACAAAGUCAUAUUUAUUUCUUGCCAAACUCAUUUCUGAUGAAUAUCAUCUCAAAGAGAUCAAAAAUAUUCCAACUAUUUCUAACUUCUUGUUUUAUAAAGAAUAUGGAAUUAAAUUAAACAAAUCUGAUGAUUUUGAAAAAAUUAAAUCAGAUAAUCUCGAUAUUCAUAUAGAAAAUACAAUUUUCAAAGCAAUUAUGAAUAAUGACUUUGAAGAAUUCAUCAUAUUCACGGAAAGAGAUGAAUUUGAUGAAGGUCAAAAACUUAAAAGCAGUUUAUAUCCAUAUUCUAAAGAAGGAUAUUCACUACUUGAAUUAUGUUGUUACCAUGGUGCAGUUGAUUGUUUCAAGCUAUUAAGAACAAAAUUUUAUUCAGAAAUUACUCAAACAUGUUUUCAUUUUUCAUUUUUAGGAUGA